Molecule: messenger RNA, 1384 nt
Organism: Oreochromis aureus
Lineage: Eukaryota; Metazoa; Chordata; Actinopteri; Cichliformes; Cichlidae
Product: NACHT, LRR and PYD domains-containing protein 12-like
Exons: 6
Coding region: 59-1330 (423 amino acids)
Molecular function (GO): protein binding
Source: RefSeq, a predicted model, not a curated record
GAAACCAGUCUACUGCUUUGUUCAUCUGAGCAUUCAGGAGUUUCUGGCUGCAGUCUACAUGUUCCACUGUUUCACCAACAGGAAGUCAGAGGUGCUGAGGGACUUCCUGGGAAAAAAAUACAACGAGUCAUCUCUGGAUCAUUUUUUGAUGGAAACACUAAUAAAAUCCUUCAGGAGUAAAAAUGGCCACCUGGACCUGUUUGUCCGCUUCCUUCAUGGCCUCUGUCUGGAGUCCAACCAGAGACUCUUAGGAGGUCUGCUGGGUCAGACAGAGAACAGUCCAGAAACCAUCCAGAGAGUCAUCAACAAUUUGAAGAAUAAAAAGAAGUUUAAAAUCUCUCCUGACAGAAGCAUCAACAUCUUCCACUGUCUGAUGGAGAUUAAUGACCUCUCAGUACAUCAGGAGAUCCAAGAGUUCCUGAAGUCAGAGAACAGAUCAAAGAAGCAACUUACUAUGAUCCAGUGCUCAGCUCUGGCCUUCAUGCUGCAGAUGUCAGAGGAGGUUCUGGAUGAGCUGGACUUGGAGAAGUACAACACAACAGACCAAGGACGACAGAGACUGAUUCCAGCUGUGAGGAACUGCAGGAAGGCUCGAUUGGGACGCCGUGGUUUGUCAGAUACUGGCCUUGAUUAUCUGGCAGCAGCACUGAAGUCCAACCCCUCGUAUCCCACAGAGGUGGACCUGAGUGGAACCUACAGCAACCUGAAGGGUUCAGGAGUGAAGCAGCUGUUUGAUUUCCUGGAGAAUCCACGAUGUAAACUUGAAACUCUGAGAUUGGAGCGCUGUGAUUUGUCAGAGAUCAGCUGUGAUUAUCUGGAAGCAGUGCUGAAGCUCAACCCUUCGUAUCCCAGAGAGGUGGACCUGAGUAACCACAAGCUGCAGGAUUCAGGAGUGAAGCAGCUGUGUCUUCUUCUGGAGAAUCCACAACAUCAAAUUGAAACUCUGAGAUUGAAGCGCUGUGAUUUGUCAGAGAUCAGCUGUGAUUAUCUGGCAGCAGCGCUGAAGUCCAACCCCUCCCAUCUGAGAGAGCUGGACCUGAGUAGUGACUCAGGUUAUUCGACUAACAACAACAAGCUGAAGGAUUCAGGAGUGAAGCAUCUGUGUGGUUUCCUGGAGAGUCCAGGAUGUAAACUUGAAACUCUGAGAUUGAGGAGCUGUGGUUUGUCAAAGAUCAGCUGUGAUUAUCUGGCAGCAGCACUGAAGUCCAACCCCUCCCAUCUGAGAGAGCUGAUUCUUUGGGGAAACAAACUGAAGGAUCCAGAUGUGAAGCAGCUGUCUGAUCUUCAGCAGAGUCCAGACUACAGACUGGAGACUCUGGUGUGGAGGUGAUGAUGGUAACAGGACGGUGUGUGUGCUGAGAGAGGAGCAGCUGUGUCCUGAUGA